AUGUCCAAAGUUGUUGGUGAUGGACAAGCCGCUUAUGCGGAAGCGGGUAACGUGGUUGAACAGGCCAUUGGAGGAAUCAGAACAGUGGUGGCAUUCACGGGGGAGAAACAAGCGAUAGAAAAAUACAAUGAAAAGCUCGACAUUGCAUAUAAGACUACGGUUAAACAAGGGUUGAUCUCGGGUCUAGGGCUUGGGGUGACGUUGUUUGUGACCUUCUCUAGCUACGGUUUCGCGGUUUGGUACGGUGCCAAGCUGAUAAUAGAGAAAGGUUACGAUGGUGGUCAAGUCAUAAACGUGAUUUUUGCUGUCCUUUCUGGCGCAAUGUCAUUAGGACAGACAUCUCCUUGUCUUAAUGCUUUUGCGUCAGGACAAGCCGCAACUUUCAAAAUGUUCAAGACAAUCAAAAGGGAGCCAAAGAUUGAUGCUUAUGAUACAAGCGGUGUGGUCUUGGAUGAGAUUCGAGGUGACAUAGAACUGAGAGACGUGCACUUCACGUAUCCGGCUAGACCUGAAGUGCAGAUCUUCGCUGGAUUCUCCUUGUUUAUACAGAGCGGCACAACUGUGGCUCUAGUGGGACAGAGCGGGAGCGGUAAAUCGACAGUGAUCGGUCUUAUUGAAAGAUUCUAUGAUCCUGAGUCAGGGGAGGUGCUACUAGACGGCCAUGAUUUGAAGAAGCUUAAACUGAAAUGGAUCAGAAGCAAGAUCGGUCUUGUUAGCCAAGAACCAACACUCUUCGAAACCACAAUCAGAGAGAACAUUGCUUAUGGUAAAGAAAACGCAACUGAUCAUGAGAUUAGAACUGCGACCGAGCUCGCUAAUGCAUCUAAAUUCAUUGAUACUUUCCCAGAGUGCUUAGACGCAAUGGUAGGAGAGAAGGGGACACAAUUGUCUGGCGGACAGAAACAGAGGAUUGCGAUCGCAAGAGCGAUACUGAAAAACCCUAAAAUACUUCUUCUAGAUGAAGCUACAUGCGCUUUAGAUGCAGAGUCCGAACAUAUUUUUCAAGAUGCGUUAGUGAAGCUAAUGGCUAAUCGAACCACCGUUGUGGUGGCUCACCGGCUAACCACCAUAAGAUCAGCAAACAUGAUAGCUGUUGUGCACCAAGGCAAAAUCGUUGAAAAAGGAACUCACGAGGAGAUGAUUCAAGAUCCAGAUGGAGCUUAUUCACAGCUUGUCCGCUUACAAGAAGGAUCAAAAGAAGGAGGAAACAUAAAAGAACCAGAGAAAUGUGAAUCUUUUCGAGAUAUCAUUGAUCUAAACGAAAGCCAAAGCCGGAAGAAGGUGUCGUUGAGACGGCUUGCUCACCUCAACAAGGCAGAGACUCCUGUUCUAUUGCUUGGUUCAGUGGCUGCAAUGGUUCAUGGCACUAUGUACCCGAUCUUUGGUUAUCUACUAUCAAGCUCCAUCACCAUGUUAUUUGAGACUCCCGAUGAGUUAAAGAAAGAUGCGCAUUACUGGUCGCUCAUUUACGUUUUGAUCGGUUUCGUUAAUUUGGUAGCAGUUCCGAUUCAGAACUAUUUCUUUGGUAUUGCUGGUGGAAAACUAAUCAGACGCAUCCGGUCCAUGACAUUUGACAAAGUCUUGCACCAAGAAAUUAGUUGGUUCGAUGAUUCCGCCAAUUCCAGCGGUGCGAUUGGAGCAAGAUUGUCCACGGAUGCAUCUUCGGUGAAAAGUCUAGUUGGUGAUGCGUUGGCUUUGAUCGUGGAAAGUCUAACGAAUGUUGCGGCUGGUUUGAUAAUAGCGUUUGUGGCUAAUUGG
Molecule: messenger RNA, 1758 nt
Organism: Microthlaspi erraticum
Lineage: Eukaryota; Viridiplantae; Streptophyta; Magnoliopsida; Brassicales; Brassicaceae
Source: the annotation of a GenBank genome assembly